Messenger RNA from Pediculus humanus corporis (human body louse), 333 nucleotides. Its product is annotated as ubiquitin-conjugating enzyme E2-17 kDa, putative. The transcript is spliced from 2 exons. The coding region runs from base 1 to 333 and encodes 110 amino acids. Gene Ontology annotation, cellular component: nucleus. The record is from RefSeq and is a predicted model, not a curated record. Lineage: Eukaryota; Metazoa; Arthropoda; Insecta; Psocodea; Pediculidae. Gene Ontology annotation, molecular function: ubiquitin conjugating enzyme activity. Gene Ontology annotation, biological process: protein polyubiquitination; ubiquitin-dependent protein catabolic process.
AUGGGACCGCCGGACAGUCCUUAUCAAGGAGGUGUAUUUUUUCUCACCAUUCACUUUCCUACGGAUUAUCCAUUUAAACCACCAAAAGUUGCGUUUUCAACGCGUAUUUAUCAUCCCAAUAUAAAUAGCAAUGGUUCUAUUUGUUUGGAUAUUCUCAGGGCUCAAUGGUCACCUGCUUUAACUAUUUCAAAAGUUUUAUUGUCAAUUUGCUCUCUUUUAUGCGAUCCUAACCCAGACGAUCCACUCGUGCCAGAAAUCGCCAGGAUAUAUAAAACAGAUCGAGACAAAUACAAUGAAUUGGCCCGGGAGUGGACGAGAAAAUAUGCUAUGUGA